Molecule: messenger RNA, 708 nt
Organism: Prorocentrum cordatum
Lineage: Eukaryota; Dinophyceae; Prorocentrales; Prorocentraceae
Source: the annotation of a GenBank genome assembly
AUGUCGUUCGCGGACUCCCUCACGAGGAUCGUCGCGGAGAAGAGGGCGGAGCAGGCCGAGAAGGAGCGAAUAGCGGCCAAGUGGCACUCGCACGAGGAGAAGCUGCUGGAGCAGGCCGUCGACCUGUUCAAGCAGCGCUGCACCCGCGAGGCCGAGUCGGGGGAGAAGUGCACGGCCACGGUCUCGUUCGAGGUCCUGUCCAGGGAGAUCUCAGGACAUUUUCCCAAGCGGGUGCUGACGGACUCGACCUACUUCGUGGAGUCCUGGGGCGAGGGCAUCAAGGCCGAGAAUUGGUUCUACGCCGUGCGGGGCGCGGCCGCCUCCUGGUCGCCCGGGGCGCCGAUCCUCUUCGCGGAGGUGCUGCAGGGCAUGCUCCCCAAGUUCGUGGAGAAGGUGAAGGCGCUCGGGUUCAACAGCUGCGUCCACGAGCAGGGGACAUGGAAGAUCACCGUGACCUGGGACCUGCCGGAGGGGGACGAGGAGAGCAGGACAGCCCCACCACGGAGGCGUGAGGGGCGCCAAGCCGCUGCCUGGCCAGCUCUGCCCGCUGCCCGUCCUCGUCGUCCUCCCCACUUCUCAGGUUCUGUACCCUCUCUCUUUCCCAGAGCCUCUUCUUCCGAGCCAGCCAGGUAUACAGUAUGCCUCUGGGGUAGGGCUGCGACUUACCUAUAUUGGAGCUCGCCAUUAUGGUUACGCGCUCGAUCAAAA